UACAAUCUUAACGAAAAGCAAGAUCGCAAACAUGCGAAAAUUCGAUUUAAAGAUCGCGAGGACGAUCCAGAAGAAUUUUGGAGAAGGAAAAUUGUCAGAGGUCGAUUCCAAGAUCAAAGGAAAUGAGCAAGAUUCGAUUGAAGCGACUAAAACUCUCGCUGGAGCUCGACAGGAAGAAAUGAGAAAGGUUAAGAACGAAUUAAAGGAGAUGCUUCCGAUAUUAAAACCUUCAGAAGUGAAAAGAUUUCAUUUACCAUCUCACGAAGCUAUUAUUCACGAACUUGAGGAAAAUGAUUACGAGGUAUCGGUGAGAUAUUUGAAAGAAUUGUUUGAGCUCGAUGAAGAAACUCGGAAAGAAGCUGGUCCUGGUACAUUAACGUGGAAAAAACCGCGUUUAAAGGACAAUAAAGACGCGAUGAAGCGUCUCAAAGAAGGCUUGAUCGCCUUCGAACAAGCCAAAAACGCUGGAGAUUCACUUUCCAUAAUCGUGGAAUUUCUGGAUAUGGCAUUAUUCUUUCAAGCAAUGACAUGGGAGUGGUGGUGGGUGGCGGAACGACUUUACCGUAGCGCUCUAGUAAAUGCGGAAUUAAUCAAAAACAAUGAACAACAAAUGAUAACAUCGGUACACUAUCUAUACGGUCGAUUUUUGUUCGAGCAAAUACAAAAUACGACGGAAUCAUUAUAUCAUUUAAAAGUCGCCCGUGAAGCAUCUGAAGGAAAACAUUGGAAUGCGUCGAAAGUAACCGGUCGAAAAGAGCAAACUAUUUUUCGAGAAUGCAAUGUGCUUUUGUACAAAGCGCUGCUGAUGCAUGCGCAACAAAUUGAUCCUAAUCAACUGGAUAUUAUCAUAAAAGUGUACACAGAAGCUCUAGCACGAGCAACGGAUUCUGAACACUAUGAAUAUAUGGCAAACGCUCUGUACGAGCUAGGUAAAAAUCAAUUACGAUCCGGCGAUAUGAAACUCGCCUUCCAGAAUUUCUCCAAAUUUUUAGCGAUGGCCAGGAAGAUCUCGGAUCCAGAAGGAAUCUGUAACGCACAUAUGGCGCUGGCACUUGCAUAUAAGUUAUACAAUUCACAUCUACAGGAAUUGAACGAUGAGGUAAACACGGAAAAGCAUCUCAAUCUAUUCAGGAAAAAUGCGGAAGAGUUCAAAUUGUUGAAAAAACUCGCGCAGGCACAUUACUGCAUUGGCGAACAUUUUCUGAGUAAGAGAAGACCAGAUAUUGCAACUUCUCAUUUGAAAAAGUCUUUUAAUUUGUAUAAUGACCUCGGUUUGUAUGAUGAUGCUAAUAAGGCGCGAAUCAUCGCUGGAGUUUCGAAAGGACAAGGAAUUAUCGAUCAAUACAUCGAUCUUAUGCUUCAGUGUGGAGUAGACUCGAGAGCAAUAUCGACGCUUUGUCAAUGGAAAAAUCGUAGAAGCGUUUUUUGGACUGAGAAAACGCUACACACCGAGGAUUCGGAGAAAUCUUUUACUUUCGAGAACGAGGCAAUAUCAUCAUCGCUACCUACCCUUACAAAUACUGCGCUUGUCGGGAAAAUGUGACAGAUUCGAUUUGAUAAUUAUCAAAAAAUUAUAUAUAGAUAUUUAUAAUAAAAAUAUAUCCCAUUUUGUAAAUUUUCGUAGUAAAUACGGUAUCUCAGCAAACACAUCAUAGAAAAUUCUAAUUUUUGUAAUAUGUUGACAUCUUUUAUGAAUGC
Messenger RNA from Formica exsecta, 1698 nucleotides. RefSeq lists its product as uncharacterized. Lineage: Eukaryota; Metazoa; Arthropoda; Insecta; Hymenoptera; Formicidae. The transcript has 9 exons. The record is from RefSeq and is a predicted model, not a curated record. Bases 32 to 1543 code for a protein of 503 amino acids. Gene Ontology annotation, molecular function: protein binding.